Ectocarpus siliculosus is the source of this 884-nucleotide messenger RNA. Lineage: Eukaryota; Phaeophyceae; Ectocarpales; Ectocarpaceae. The record is from the annotation of a GenBank genome assembly.
AUGGCGGAUCCGGUGAACGGCGCUGCUGUCGGUGAUGAGAUGGAGGAGGAGCAAGAUAACCCUACGGGCGGGGUGACGUACUUGUGCGGAGAUUGCGGGUCGGACAACCUGAUCAAGGCGAAGGACCCGAUCCAGUGCCGACAGUGCGGCUACCGCAUCAUGUACAAGAAGCGAACCAAGCGAUUAAUCCAGUUCGAGGCUCGAUGAUGAUGAGGAGGAGCGGUGAGGAGGAGCGGUUGCAGAUAUGCGGAAGGGAAAACUCACUCGCGUUGUAAGACGAAAAGAGGGAGGAUUGUGGUUCGGCACCUUGUUGGUGUAAUUAACGACGAACACAGAGGGAGGGGAGGGGAGGGGAAUAGGAGGAGGGACCGCGUCACAGCCACGAUCGAGUCUUUUUGGUAGCCGGCGAUGCAGGGGGUAAUGCCCUAGGCGACGCAGCGCACAUGAGGAACACAGGGACACGUUGAAAAGGGGGAUUGAUUCGACUUGGGCACGAUCGCCGCAGAACACCUUUUUUUUCUUGGUUGUCUUCACUUGAACGAAAAAACAAAUUGAUCCAUCUUCACAGACAAGGAAGAUUCUGGGAUAGAUUGGAAAUGGAUUCAUACCGUCAGCGGGAACACUACCUGUGUGUUUCUAAUACGAUUCCCCCAGCAGCGGACAGCGAUAUCUCCCCUGUCGCGUAGUUGGAGAAAGCAGGCGAUGGCAGAGAGAUGGCGCCACACAACGUCACCGGAUUUCCCGCAUUUACUGCUGUUUGCGGGAAGCAUGGGUGUUGUGGCUUUUUAAGCAGAACUUUCGUUCUCUCUGGGCGGCGAAGAGCUUACCGAUGUGGGAGCAAUAUGAUGGCGUCAUCAUCGUGCAUUGUAGCCUGUUUUAGUGGG